AUGGAUAGAUUACCGAACGAGUUGCUCCUUUUACUUAGGCAAUACUUCGACGACGAUAUUUUAACGAAACUAGUCUUGAGCAACUGCUCUCACCGACUGCAGUCCUUGUUUGACCCUCCUCGAGUGUACUCAUCCCUCCACCUGUCCUGCAUAGGAGCCCGUGAGCUGCAGCUCAUACAGCACCUGUUGCGUCGUCCAGACCUCGCUCGUCUCGUCCACCAUGCAUAUUUCGGCAUCGAGCGGAGUUAUCCUCCGGACUCUGGGUAUAGGAGUGGGGCUUGUUAUCCGCGAUGCAAUUCGAUAAUUAAACAUAUGGUGGAGGAGAUAUGUGAAUUCGAAAACGAGAAAUGUUGGUGGGCUGCGCACCUACGAGAUUUCUCCGAUGAUGCCUGGCUUGGUGCACUGCUUACUCGGUUAAAUAACCUGAGGAGUAUCACACUUGCCUAUGGGGAUCAAGGGUUUAUGAAUAGUAUCUUUGACAAAGCGGCCUCGCGACAAGGACCGUUUCGUACGACCACUCCGUUCCCAUUACUACAAAAGGUCACUCUCACGAAUAAUUGCAGCUGGUUCCAAUGUACUUCGGGCUAUCCAAGGGGCUUGUUUCAUCUACCAGCUGUUCGUACGAUCGAGGGCGUCAGAGUGUGGGGGUCUGUUCCAUGCUGCGACAGCUGGGACUUUUGUGGCGUGAAAGGCCGCACGUCCCCGGUCACUGAGCUUGUGAUGUCGCCGGUUUACGGGUGCCAAGACAUGGGCGAUUGGAUCGCAGCAUGCAGCAAGCUCGAGCGUUUGCAAGUUGAUAUCGGGAUAAUGCAGUACCUCAACUAUAUCUUCGAUCCUAUCGCAUUCCGCAAAUGUCUUGUCCCAUGCAUCAAAACCCUCAAAGAUCUUUCUCUCACGUUCCACAUUUCAUACCAGGAAGACCGUGCCUUGCAGAGGGGUGGGGAGAUUUACCUUCAUCUCCUACGUGAUGAUCUUCUGUGUCAGCGCAUGUGGGUGUCCUGA
This is a messenger RNA of Aspergillus bombycis, 1002 nucleotides long. RefSeq lists its product as uncharacterized. The transcript has a single exon. Gene Ontology annotation, molecular function: protein binding. Lineage: Eukaryota; Fungi; Ascomycota; Eurotiomycetes; Eurotiales; Aspergillaceae. Bases 1 to 1002 code for a protein of 333 amino acids. The record is from RefSeq and is a predicted model, not a curated record.